UUCUUAACCCUAUGACAACUCAAUUUGUAGCAGCAAAAAAAGCAAGGAACAUGGAGUAUGCUAAUAAAGUUAUCAUGGCUCCAAUGGUGAGGAUAGGGACUCUUCCCUCUCGUCUUUUAGCUCUCAAGUAUGGGGCAGAUAUUGUCUACUCUGAAGAAACAAUUGAUCAUAGUAUAUUGAAGUGUAGAAGAUUCCACAACAGACUGAUUGGCACCGUUGAUUUUAUUGAGGAAGGUGGCAGAAGUAUUUUUAGGACAUGUCCACUUGAGAGGAGAAAAAUAAUCUUUCAAAUGGGGACGUCAGAUCCAGCCAGAGCACUAGAAGCUGCAAAAUUAGUUAAAGAUGAUGUUGCUGGGAUUGAUAUUAACAUGGGCUGUCCAAAGGGCUUUUCUUUAAAAGGUGGUAUGGGUGCAGCACUUUUAGAAAAACCGGAAAAAGUCAGAGAGAUAUUGACAACUCUAGUGCAAGGCUUGGACAUACCAGUCACAUGUAAAAUUAGAAUAUUACCUUCUGUGGAGAAAACUCUUGAGCUAGUCAAAGUAAUAGAAAGCACUGGAGUGGCAGCUUUGGCAGUUCACGGAAGGACUAAAGAAGAAAGAUCAAGUUCUCCAGUACAUAUUGAUGUACUAAGACAGAUAGCUUCCAUUGCAACAGUGCCAAUAAUUGCUAAUGGUGGAUCUGAUCUUAUAAAAUCCCGCGAGGAUGCAGCUGCUUUUAUAAGCAACACCAAUUGUAGCUCUGUCAUGAUAGCAAGAGCUGCACAAUGGAAUCCUUCAAUCUUUAGAUCAUCAGGGCCUCUUCCCACUGAGGAAGUGGUCAAAGAAUAUCUGAAACUUGCCAUUGAGUACAAUAAUCCUUUUGCUAAUACGAAGUACUGUCUAGCUCAAAUAAUGCAUGACAGGUUAACUUCUCCAAAUGGAGCCAAACUGACAGCUGCUCGCUCAAUGGAGGAGCUAUGUAAUGUCUGGGGCAUGAUUUCUUAUUACGAAGAAAUAAUGGCCAAGAGACGCGAAUUGUAUGAAAACUUAUCAAUCAGAGAACAGAAAGAACUUUCUUUCAUAACUGAUCGUUUGUUUCCAUCAAAGAAAUCGAAAAUGGAUCCAGAAGUGACUGAAGAUGGUACGCUGGAAUUAUUCAUUAGAUACGAAAGUAAAGACUAUAUUAAUGUGCCUACUCCUAAAGUGUACCUCAACGACUGGACAACAAGAGAGAGACUACCUAUAAAAUACAACACAGUACAGAGAAGUAAAGACCAGUUAUUUAAGUCAACACUAACAAUUAAAGAUACUUGCUAUUCGUCAAGCCUUUGGGCUAAGAGUAAAAGAAAUGCUGAGCAAUCUGCUGCAAUGGUUGCAUUAGAAAUAAUAGGAAUAAAAACACCACAGUCAACUGCCAGCAAUUCAUGAAGCAUCUCUGGUGUGAAAACUGUGAAUGUUAUUGUGUACUUUUGAUGUUACAUUAUUUAUCUGUGAUUUGAGUUGAUAAUUAAAUUAAACGGAA
Messenger RNA from Amphimedon queenslandica, 1500 nucleotides. Its product is annotated as tRNA-dihydrouridine(20) synthase [NAD(P)+]-like. Bases 12 to 1406 code for a protein of 464 amino acids. Gene Ontology annotation, cellular component: cytoplasm. Gene Ontology annotation, biological process: tRNA dihydrouridine synthesis. The record is from RefSeq and is a predicted model, not a curated record. NCBI's taxonomy places the organism in Eukaryota, Metazoa, Porifera, Demospongiae, Haplosclerida, Niphatidae. The transcript has 16 exons. Gene Ontology annotation, molecular function: tRNA dihydrouridine synthase activity; flavin adenine dinucleotide binding; tRNA binding.